Urocitellus parryii (Arctic ground squirrel) is the source of this 330-nucleotide messenger RNA. The record is from RefSeq and is a predicted model, not a curated record. Lineage: Eukaryota; Metazoa; Chordata; Mammalia; Rodentia; Sciuridae.
GAAAAGAACAAUCAACAGUCUGAAUUUACCACUGAAAACUUGUUAACCACUGUAACUGAUGUGUUUGGAGCGGGAACAGAGACAACAAGCACCACUAUGAGAUAUGGACUUUUGCUCCUGCUAAAGCAUACAGAUAUCACAGCUAAAGUCCAAGAAGAGAUUGACCAAGUGAUUGGCAGACACCGCAGCCCUUGCAUGCAGGACAGGAGCCGCAUGCCCUACACAGAGGCUGUGUUACACGAGAUCCAGAGAUACAUUGAUCUCAUCCCCACCAAUCUGCCCCAUGCAGUGACCUGUGAUGUUAAAUUUAGAAACUACUUCAUCCCCAAG